Molecule: messenger RNA, 3145 nt
Organism: Tuber aestivum (summer truffle)
Lineage: Eukaryota; Fungi; Ascomycota; Pezizomycetes; Pezizales; Tuberaceae
Source: the annotation of a GenBank genome assembly
AUGGCCCCCCCGCUAGUCCCCCCAGCUCAGGAAGCUCCAGGCAAGCCACUCUGGUCGUGAUUGAUUUGAGGUCUCUAUUAACAUAAGUGCCAAAGCUCAAUCUGAAGAUGAGCCACUGGGAUCGCCAAAACAGUUUAUCGGGCUCUCAAAACUGGAUGCUAAGGAGAAAUCAUUUCGAUAUCUCGAUUUCGCUGAAGGUGGUACAAAUGCUGCGCUCAAUAAAUGGGGCCAAUUUUUGCAGUUUAGUAGGUUAGUGGUGGGUGGAGGUGACCCUGAUAGCUGGAAUUAUAUCUCGGUGGAGCCGCGAAGUAUCUUCCGACUCGAACAUAUCGCGCCAGCGCAGUCAUCCCACGAACAAGAACCGGAGGAGGAAGAUGAGGAAGGAAUGGGGGGGGUUUCAGAAAACAACAGGAGAACCCCGCGCUGGGAGCAGGAUAAUCAGGAGUGGAAGCCCAAUGCAUUCUGCUUUAGCAACUACCCUGCGUAUCCACGAAGACACGAUAAAUUUAACGCACUUUGCAUGCAGAAUCAGGGGCUUGGUCUUCGGUUCUCAGAUAGCACCAACCUCUCUGACCUUGAGCACUACUAUAGGAACGAUAGAUGGCCGGAGGUACACUACACCGUUGAGGGGAAAGUCAAGGUUGUCCUCCAAUACUACAUCCGUAAUGACGAGAUUAUUCAAGAUAUGCGUUUGACCUCAGAAUCUGACAAGGAAACCGAACUCAAUCUGGAAUUUGAGUUUACUACUGGAAUCAGGAUAGCUCGCGGGGAUGUGAACCAACUAAAGGUCCGGGAGGAGGAUUUUCCCGUGCAUUUUCUGCAGCGAGUGCCAGAAGGGGAAGUCCUGGGGUCGCACUGGAAGAUCCGGGGCGGCAAUUAUUACGCUACGGCGAGCUUAUUCGAAGACGGUAAACCGAAGCCGCUCAGCCUCUUAGGGGAUGGCGAACAGGGAGACAUGAUCGAAUGUAGCCUUGACAUUCUUUCAGACGAUCCGAUAAGAUAUCGUGAGACUUUCAAAUUGAAAUCGAACGCAAGCGUGAAAUUUACCUCCGUGUUCAAGUUAGAUCACAAAAACGCUCCCAGUACCCUGCCCGGGUAUUUCGAUAUAUCUCCUGAGUUAAAGUUAUUCGAUGACAGGUGGUGGAGUUUCAAGACUGAAUCCUCGUCUUUCGUUUUCAGACGAAAUCUUGAGACCAUACUCUCGCAUGCUAUGCCACUGCCCUGGGUCGAAGGCGAAGACUAUCAGCCUUACGUUCUCCACGACCAUGAUCUAGUCAAUACAUAUCAGACGUGGAGUAGUUCUUUGUGAGUUGACACAAACCAACCCUCAUAUUAUCAGAUUGCGAAACCUAACAGGGUGCAGAAACCAAACUCUUUACCUCCUCGAAAUCGAUAAGAUACUGCAGCGCCAAGAUACGGCGGACGAAGUAACAAAGUUGUAUUACCGUAAGAGGAUUCAAAAGGUAAUUUUUGGAUACUUUGUUUGGCUGCUACGACUUGCCGAACGAAACGGCUUCCCCGAGACUGAUAUUUUACACUGGUCUGGGAAGCUUGCGCUACCCACGGAAACGGGUGAGACUGAGGGGGGCGUAGGAGAAGUAACGGAGGAGGCUGGAGCUUCCAGCGAUCCUCCCCCUCUGAGACCCUUUGAACCAGAGCUGUCUAAGUACGAAGACAAGUUUAGGAACUGUUGCCAAUUCCUUGUUUUGUUGGGUAUGUGCUUGAUCAACUAUCCGGGCGAAGCAGAUCUACUCACUCGAAUGGUGGAAGCUUUCCUAAAGCUGGCCUGGGAGCCGAUUGAGCUGAGUAAGCAUCCAUGGUCUCGGCUAUGGCCGGAUCUGUCAGAGACCACGGGGGAAUACCCACCCCCUUAUGCCCGAUUCCAGAACCGGCAAGAUCCUGCAAAUGGUGGCUAUGGUGGACAGGGCACCUAUGUCUAUGUUAUCACGACGCAAGUGACUGUUUGGCGGGCCGUUAGGUCGGUGAAAAGGCUGCUCAACCUUGUUUCCAACGGCCCAAGCUGGAGUGAAUGGAUGGCUCACCAAAGCUUAGACGACAAGGCAAUUAGAGAUCGCACGAUAGAGGCUUUCCGCAGCCAUGGCAUUGACGCGAGUCAAAACCCUUCUCCUGAACAUUUUGUUUCAAAAAUCAAAGGACAUAUUAGAGAAUCCUUUCCGAACCAAUGGAGUUACGAUAUCGUUAUUCCAUCGCUAGUGGAAGAUUUCUUCUUGGAUGGCAAGAAUGAGACGAUUUGUGCUUGGGUGGAGACCCUCAGAUACUACGGUAAAUCCAGUAACUCUCCCAAGGCACGGACACCAGACAUCUGGGAGUCCUUUAUGCGCUACCAACUUGCGAUUGGCAGCGAUCGCCGCCAGGCGCUGCGGGUAGCUUUCGAGGAAAGAGCUUAUUCAAUCGGGCUUUUCCCUGGCGGGGCGGUUACCCUGGACUCCCAUUGCCCUUACUCCACACCCUGGGAAUUAGUUACAUAUUUUCUCAGUGAGGAUCACACUGGUUUACUAUAUCCUCAGUUCAAAAUUCCAAUGUAAGUAAGACCACCAGUCCACCUACUAAACUAGGACGUUUUAACCACAAACUAGCGCCUCCGACCCAAAGAUUAUGGAUCCUCUUACCAGCGCCGACUCAGAACAGGGAUCCAAGCCCCCGCAGGAAGGCCUAAUGAGCGCUGGUACAAACCCCGGCGCAAUCAGUGGGGGUGUUCGUCUGGAAGGAAGAAAGUCAGGGAACAAAGGAAAGAGCUUAGACCUCACUGCUGAGGACCGUCGUCAAGUGAACGACCCACCUUGUAAGUGGCAUUUUUAAAAUUUCCAGGGAUGUUAUGUUAGGUCUAAUUGAAAUAGCGUAUGGUGAGUGGUGCUGGUUCAGAGAGCCUCUCUUUAUGAAGCACAAGUUGAAACCAUUCGAAAUGAAUAAGAAAUUCAUAGAAGACUUUUUGCAUUUGGAAAACAAUUGGAGUUAUUUUUGGGAAACUGGUCAGGGAAUGUCCAACUUUAUUGAAAAUAUGGCGGAUAUGACGGAUUAUGACUGGGGCGCUCAUAAAAACACCUUGAUUCAGCCAUUUAGAAGUAAAGAACCCCGUUUUUUUUCGGGUGGUGAUGUGUUACCGAGGUUGUGGGAGCAGGUAUGA